UCUCGCGGGCGCCGUCGCGUCGCUCGGCGCGCGGGCCGCGGCCGGCGGCGCGCCGCGGCACGUCGACGUCGCCGCCGCGGCCCUCGUGGACAUCUGCCGAGCGGGCGCGGGCGGCGACGUCUCGCGGGAAGCGCUCGGCGCGCUGCUGCGGUCCUUUGGCCCGCGGUCGUCGCUCGCGGUCGCGGCGGCCGUCGCCGAGGCCUGGGCCGUCGUCGCGGACGCCGACGCGGCGCCGGGCUUCCUCGUCGCCUGCUGCGGCCGCCGGAGCUUCCGCCACGUCGCCUACGACGACGACGCCGCCGGCGACGACGACGACGCCGUGGAGCGGGACGUCCUCGGCGACGCGUUGCGGGUCGCGGCGGUCGCGGCGCGCGACCGCGACGGCGCGCUGCUGGCGGUGCUCGCGACGCCGGAGCCCCUCGCCGCGCUCCACGUCUACCGCGCUGUCGCGCGGAGCGUCGGCCUCUCGGCGCCGGUCUUCGACGGCCUGCUCCGGGUCUUCGCGCGCGUCGCGGCGCUGCCCGACGGGCCGGACGCGCGGCCCUACGCGGUGUCGUGCUGCCUGGCCAUGUCCGCCGCGCCCGACGCGCGCUUCGGCGACGCCGCGGCCCAUUUCCUCGCGCGGAGCGACGCCGUCGUCGCGCGCUUCGGGGCCAUCGCGCUCAUGCACGCGACGGAGACCGCGGACGCGCGGCUCCCGAGCGACGGCGCGCUGCGGCUCUGCCGCGCCGUCGCGGCGGCGCCGCGGGCGAGCGAGUUCCGGCGGCCGGGCCAGGAGAGCGUGCGGACGCUCGCGACGCGCGCGCUCGCGAACGCGGCGCGGAAGGCGGGACCCGACGCGGUCGCGGCGCUCCUCGGCGCCGCGCUCGCGGCCGUCGACGGCGCCGCGAACGCCGAAGGGCUGGCCGUCGCCCUGUUGAACGUCGCGGUCGUCGCCGCGGCGUCGCCGCGGGGCGCCGCGGACGCCGCGGCGCCGCGCGCCGCGGACGCGCUCGUCGCGCUCGCGCGCGCGCCCGAGGAGGAGGCGGAGGACGACGACGACGACGACGACUCGGACGCCGACGACGACGCGGUCCCGGCGAGCGCGACGGCGCGCGCGGCGCGCGCCGCGGCGCACGUCUUCGCGGCGGUGCUGAGCCCGGGCUGGACGGACGCGGCGCCGAAGCGGCAGCGCCGGUGCUGCGACGCCGCCGGGGGCGCGAGCGACGCCGUGCUCGAGGCCGCGACGGCCGCGGGCCUCGAGGCCGCCGCGGGGGCCCUCGAGGCCGCGCCGCCGGCGCCGGCGCCGCGCCGGCGCGCCGCCGCGUCCAAGAAGCGCGUCGUCGACGACGCCGACGCGGACGACGAGGACGAGGCCUGGGAGCCGGGCCGGCCGUCGAACAUGGACCUCGACGACGACGAGCAGGAGCAGGCCGCGAAGGCCAAGCGCAAGCUCAAGCGCCGCUCCAAGAAGAAGUCGGCCAAGGCCAAGAACGCCGGCGGCGCCGCGCCCCACGCGCCGGUCUCCGCGCCGCCCGCGGCCGCGGCCGCCGCGCCGCCCGAGCCCUCGACGACGAUCGCGCCCGCGGCGACGCAGCCGGUCCCGGCCCCGGCCGCGGCGGCCGCGCCGCCCCCGCGCCCGCUGCCCAAGAUCCGCGUCUUCCCGCAGCUCUCCGAGGUCCAGAAGGCGCGCCUCCGCAUGAAGGACCAGGAGCACAUCCGGCGCGCGGCGCGGCUCCACGCGGCCGUCACGCAGGAGCAGGAGCGCAACGCGUUCCUGGAGCGCAUCCAGGCCGAGGAGGUCCGCCGCGAGCAGGCCCGCAUCGCGGCCGCGCGGCCCGUGCCGCCGCCGCCGAACCGCGCGACCGGCGCGGGCGACGACAGCGACGAGGGCUGGGAGGAGAGCGACGAGGACGAUCCCGUCGAGGACCUCAUCCACCGCGAGCGCAUCCGCGAGCGCGACCUGCUGCGGACGCCCGGCUGCCUCGCCCUCGGCCGCAAGGCCUUCCGCCUCGAGGACAUGCCGCGCGUCACGGAGCGCGACCGCGAGAUCCUGCGGCGCGUCCUCUACAUCCUCCGCGAGGCCGAGCGGCGCAACUGCGGCGAGCUCGAGGUCCCGCGGCCGCGGGAGUGGGCGCUCUCCGACUUCGGCGACACGAUGACGACGGAGGCGAUCCGCGCGCGCUUCGACCUGCGGCGCGACAACCCGCGUCUUUUUUC
Messenger RNA from Aureococcus anophagefferens, 2199 nucleotides. RefSeq lists its product as hypothetical. The record is from RefSeq and is a predicted model, not a curated record. The transcript has 3 exons. Lineage: Eukaryota; Pelagophyceae; Pelagomonadales; Pelagomonadaceae. The annotation marks the transcript as partial.